Lottia gigantea (owl limpet) is the source of this 519-nucleotide messenger RNA. RefSeq lists its product as hypothetical. Gene Ontology annotation, cellular component: axonemal dynein complex; axoneme. Gene Ontology annotation, biological process: regulation of cilium movement; cilium-dependent cell motility; axonemal dynein complex assembly. The annotation marks the transcript as partial. Lineage: Eukaryota; Metazoa; Mollusca; Gastropoda; Lottiidae. The transcript is spliced from 2 exons. The record is from RefSeq and is a predicted model, not a curated record.
AUGAGUUCGAGCGGAGAAGAAGAAGAGGUAGGCCCUUCAGUCGAUUCUAAUGACAAAGAAGAGAGAAUAGCAGCAAGACGAUUACGAAUUCAGAGAAGAAUUGAAGCAGCAAAGAGAGACCCAAAUGAUCCAGGGGACAAUAAAGAAAUCAAAGAGGAGCUCAAACAAGAGGCUAAAUCUGGUGCAGAGAGGUUUGAGGAAAUAACAAAGAAAUGGGAGUCUGCUCUUCAGAAAGAAGUGCCACAAUCAUUACAUGAAAUGUUGAUGCAGCAGAAAACGUCUUGUGAUGCUAUGAUUGAUGAGAAAAAUAAACUUAUCAAUGAUUUCCAACUAGAAUUGAAAAACAAAGAUGAUUUAUAUGUUAAAGAUUUGAAGAAAAUGGCUGAGGAUGUUGAUUUGAUGAUAGAAAGAAUGAAUGAACAAAUUAAAAAUCUGAAAAAGGCUCAAAGAGAGGAGUUGGAACAAGAUGAACGAGCUUUUGUUGCUGAAAGAAAUGAGCUAUUAGAACAACAAAAAAAG